UGAGAUACAUGUAGAACUACUCAGCUCUGUUUCUUUGCUCAGUAAUCAUACAACAGGCUAUAUGAGAUUAUAAAAAUAUAGAUCAAUUGGCAGACUGUGCAGCUAGAAGUGAAAUUCGAACGCUCUGCCACGUGCUCGGCAAUGGAAGAAGUCUGCUACACAUGGCAGAGCUAGGUCAGUGAAAGUUAAAACAGAUCGGGCAAGAUCUCGAGUUAACUGUGCGUCAUUCUGUAACUAGGUCGAAAAGAAAGCCACACAUACCAGCGAAUACAGACGCCACAGUCCAGUGUGAAAGAUAUUGGUCUGAGGAGCCAUGUCUUUGUCCAAGAUCCUAACAAAAGAUUUCCUAACGUGCAGCAUAUGCCAUGAAAAGUUCAAAGAUCCCAAGGUCCUCUGAUAUUUGCAUACGUUUUGCCAGCAAUGCCUCCAAGAAAAUUUGUGACUCAACAUCCCGACCCUGCCUGCAGCCUUGACCCAGAUUAUCACCAACAACAUGGAGGAUUGCGUUAACAAUAUCAACAGUUGCCUUGGAGAUGUGGUUCCUGACGUGAGUGGAAAACUGGUGACAUCAUUCAAAGUAGAAUUGGCCGAGACGCCAGAGGAGAUAAUCAUGCAUGUGACCACUGAUACAAAUGGUGAUAUCCUUACUGGUGUUUGGUGUAAUGAGGACAGGUCACGGAACAGAAUCCACAUCUACGAUACCAACUUAGAUCUACAGGGCACAAUUACAAACCCAAGAGCAGCAGAAAAGGAGGCGUUUGUUGGGAUUGCCAUUGAUGAUGACAGUAACAUUGUCACUAGAUGUCUGGUGUCAGAUGAAAUUAUUGUCUACACCAAGACAGGGAACCACGUGAAAACAUUCCACAGUGAGUCACCAGAAGCAGUAGCGGUCAACAGCAAGGGUCAGUAUGUGGUGGCUGGUAGUAAUACUCUGACUGUGCACCACAAGGAUGGUAUGGUUCUGCAGACGACACAAGACCCAGAGGUUAAAUUUCAAAAAUACAUUCACUGUAACGUUAAUGAUGACAUCAUAGUUUCAGAUCCAGGAGAUGAUCACAUCCGUGUAUACGAUUCCACUCUCCAGCUUAAAUACAGAUAUGGUACCCAGGGUGAUGGGGAUGGACAGGUGGACGCUCCAUGUGGCACAUGCUGCUUGGAUAAUGGAGACAUAAUUCUAACAGAUUUCUUCAACCAUCGUCUUCACCUGAUAACUCCAGAGGGGGUAUUCAAGAGAUUUCUUUUAAGCAGAGACAAUGGACUAUUCAGGCCAAACGAUGUUGCAAUAAACCAACUCGGACAACUGGUUGUUGGGGAAGAAGGAGGCAAGAUUAAAGUUUUUCAGUUAUGACUGAUUACUGAUAUACCAAACCAACAAUGGACUACGGAUAUAUUAUGUUUGGAAAAAACGGAUAUUUUAUAACUUAGUUAUAGUUACCAGACCCUGUCUAGCUCUUGUCUCGCUUGUAUCAUGAACGUUUUGUUUCAGUUUGGAACCCUCGCCAUAUUGGGUUUAUAUAAGAACGAGAAAUGUUAGCUGUGACUAAACCGUCACAUCACAGAAAAUGAAGUAUUUGUGUGCAAUGUGUAUUGCUAUAAUGCAAACAUUUACUGUAGCCUGAUAAUAAUGAUAAGUCCUGACUGGAAAAAAAAAAAUUGAAACUAUUCUUUCACAUAUAGAAUAGGAAUUUAUUGUUAUGUAAUACAAACAUGUAUUGUUUCUUGAUUAUCCUGGAAAACCUUCACUGAAAAAUAUUUCUAUUGAAACUGUUAUUCUCAGAAAAGAAAACCUUUGGCAGAGUAAUUUGAUUGAGAAUAUGAUAAUGUUUAUUUUGUUUCAGUUUUAUAUAUGUUCCCAGUAAAAUUACCAAUUUUAAUUAUAUAGAUACAAUAUAAAGUCAUUUGUUAUAAACUAUAUGAGUGGAAAAAUUAGGUAGUGCUCUGCAUUUUUCUUUGUUGCAUUGAUUUCUCAGAAAAUUUAUUAUAGCUUAUAAAACUUAUGUAUGAAAAUAGUUCAAUAUAAUAAUAUUAAUUUUUGAAAAACUUUGCAAACAAAAGAUUGAGGUUGUGCAGAUACAUGAGAUCAAAUAAAAAUGAUAAAAUACA
Messenger RNA from Lingula anatina, 2103 nucleotides. RefSeq lists its product as uncharacterized. Gene Ontology annotation, molecular function: ubiquitin protein ligase activity. Gene Ontology annotation, biological process: protein polyubiquitination; proteasome-mediated ubiquitin-dependent protein catabolic process. Lineage: Eukaryota; Metazoa; Brachiopoda; Lingulata; Lingulida; Lingulidae. The record is from RefSeq and is a predicted model, not a curated record.